ACGACCACGGACUUCCCCACGCUCAAGCAGUUGCAGGAUUUUAUUCAGACUCGCGCGCGAGCCUUGGAGGCCGCCAGCUCUAAAACGGUCGUCCCGGCCGCAACCCCUGCGGGUAAAUCAUCGGAGCGUAAGGCAAAGGUAAACGCGCUCGCGACGACGGUUUCCGACCAGUCCAAGCGCGGCAGACAUUGCUCACUGUGCCAAGGUAACCACACUUACAAUUAUUGCUCGCGAUUCAAGGAGCUUUCCGUGCAUCAGCGCCGGGAACAAGUCAAGAAGAUGGCCGCGUGUUUUAAUUGCCUCAAUCCGAAGCACAACGAAUCCAACUGCCCUUCUGGUAAUCGAUGCUCGCGUUGCGGUGAAAAGCAUCACUCAUUGCUUCAUCUUCCAGACGACCCUCCUUCGGCAAACAAGACUCCUGCCGGGAGGUCGGAUGUCGGCGCGACCCCCGGAGCGAGUGCAUCGGCAGGAGCGGUCGCCUCCAACGUUGUGGCUCUCACCAGUGCGUUCGGGGGGAAUGUGCUGCUCUCAACGGCUCGGCUGCUUUGCUCCGGAUCAGAUGGCGGCGAGUUGGGCGUCCGAGCGCUUCUGGAUUCAGGAUCAGAGGUCUCGUUUGUGACCGAGCGAGUCGCCCAGCGCCUCCGCCUGGCCAGGAGGCGCGUACGAGUACCGGUGACCGGUAUCCGGGGAGCUGACUCCGGUAUCGCUACCCACGCUGUUGCACUCGACAUCGGAUCACCGCGCGAUCGCGACACGCGCCUGCACCUGCCGUCGGCACUAGUCCUGCCGCGACUCACAUCGUCUCUUCCAACGCGCCCUGUGGCUCGUGUCGAGUGGCCGCACCUGCACGGCCUGACGCUCGCCGAUCCGGACUUCGACAGGCCGGCCCCGGUAGACGUCAUUCUUGGAGCUGGGGCUUACGGGUGUCUGCUACGAGAGGGUCUCAUACGAGGUCCAAACGGUACGCCCGCUGCACAGAACACCGCGCUGGGAUGGGUCCUGUUGGGGGCGACGACCACAGGCCCGACUGACUCUGACCAACGCGCCUCUGCAUUACAUGCGUCCGGUUCUUGGUCUGAGCUAGAUCAAGCUCUGCAGCGCUUUUGGCGGCUCGAAGACUUGCCCGCCGAGCCCACCUUGGCGCCAGAGGAUCGCAUUUGCGAGGAGCAGUUUGCGAAUACGCACUCGCGUGACGAGCGUGGUCGGUACACGGUGCGAUUGCCUAGACGCGCGGACACCGACGUCCGCCUAGCGUGCAACCGACGAGAGGCGCUUGUAAUGCUGACCGGCCUGGAGCGGCGUCUAAUGCGCAACCCAACGCUCCGGCAGCAGUACACCGCCUUCAUGGCCGAGUACCUGGAACUCGGCCACAUGGCAGCUGUUCCGAUCGAGGAGGUGCAACGCGCGAACAGCUAUUACCUGCCGCACCAUGCGGUCUUCAAGAGCGAAGGAACGUCCAAGAAGAUACGCGUUGUCUUCAACGCAUCUCAUCGCACCGCUACCGGUCAUUCUCUCAACGAUCUGCUCCUCCCCGGGGUGAAGCUGCAGUCCGACCUCUGGGCGAUUCUCUCGCGGUGGCGAUUGUAUAAGUACGCCUUUACGACGGACAUCGUAAAGAUGUUCCGCCAGAUCACGGUGCAUCACGACGAUCUCGACUCCAGCGCAUCCUGUGGCGACCGGACCCCGCUCGGGAG
This is a messenger RNA of Vollenhovia emeryi, 1694 nucleotides long. RefSeq lists its product as uncharacterized. The annotation marks the transcript as partial. The transcript has a single exon. NCBI's taxonomy places the organism in Eukaryota, Metazoa, Arthropoda, Insecta, Hymenoptera, Formicidae. The record is from RefSeq and is a predicted model, not a curated record.